Molecule: messenger RNA, 2756 nt
Organism: Sebastes umbrosus (honeycomb rockfish)
Lineage: Eukaryota; Metazoa; Chordata; Actinopteri; Perciformes; Sebastidae
Exons: 9
Coding region: 217-2268 (683 amino acids)
Cellular component (GO): chromosome, centromeric region
Source: RefSeq, a predicted model, not a curated record
CCCAGCUUCCAUGACGCGCUUCCUGGCGCAUGCGCAGACUUUUUGUUUGAAUUUGAAUCAGACAUCAACGUUUCACACGAUGAUGAAUUUGAGCUUUUAAGGUCUCGAUGAGCUAAAUUUGGUCACUUCACGGUCGUUAACGAGGACAUUUGUUUGGAGGCAAAGUCUACUGCUGGUUAACGAUUAAAUACGGCAACUCUACAUGUUUCUCUAGUUAUGUUACCUAUGAGGACAAUGGCGUCUUUGAAGUCUUCCAAACAGACUUCAGCCAACGUUACAGCAUCAAAGAUCAAAAACAAGAUCCUCAACACCUCCUCCUCCUUCUCCAAGGCCUCUUUGAAGACCAACAACAAGGCCUUAGCUCUUGGUUUGCAGGCCCAGAAGGAGAGGAGCAGGCAGCUGGAGAUGGAGGUUAUGUACCUCCAGAAACAAGUGGAGGCUUUGUGCUUCGAGCUGGCCGGCAAGAAUUACAAGCAGAGGAAACUGCUCGUCAUCUUAAAAAAACUCCACAGCGACACUCUGCAGCACUUUGACAUGGCGGCUGACCUGUUCCCCGACAGUGAUCUACCUAAACUAUCUGAGGACAACAAGACCUCAUCUGGUGACAACAAUGAAGGAAAUCUUGUGGGAAGUCUCACAGAUCAGUUACCUCCUCGGCCAGAAAUUGCAGGGUGUUUGCGGAUUCCCCUCCAAAAAGUACCGGCGGAUUUGCCUGAAAAAAACAUCUGUGCGAAUGUCUUCCAUAUUCAGAACGGACCCAGAAAGUCCACUAAUAUUUUCACUGAUGCCGAGAAAAGGCCUUCAAGCCAGUUUAUACAAGCUCCCCAGACAGGAACGUCCCAUCAGUCCAGCAGCCUAAGGGAUGACGUAGAGCGGCUGUCAAUGAUGAUCUCUCAAUCUGGGUUUGAUAUGAAGUCAGUCCCCUGUCUUCAGACUCCCUCAGUUGUAAGAAUGUGUGAAAAACCCGAGCCACCUCUUUCUGAUGAUGUUCCCCUUCCAAGUAGCUCAGUCACGGGACCAGAACAUGGUAACCAACAAGAGAAGACUGUGCUUCUGAAUACAACAAUGGAGAUGACGCUAAGUCAUGCUUCUGAGAUAGUCACUGUUCAAACCAAAGCCAAAAAAACUGGCAAGCCGAAAAGCAAGAAGAAUAAGGAACACACCGGUGGGUCAAGUGUGGCUGAAAAGCAACAAGUGAAGAACUCUGCAGAUUCAGAGGUUCAGAUUGCGGCCACCGGCACUGUGUUACAGACAGAUGGUCAUGCACUAGAUGGUAUUAGAGACCCAGAGGUUAAUGAGCUUCAGUCAGAUAAAACACAGUGUCGGAGUGUCGCUACCUCUCACAUUCCCAAAUUGAGUAAGUCUGGCAACCAUCAGAAAAUGGCAAAGGACAAAUUAAAAUCCCAGGACCAAACCAAGUCAAAAACAGGGUCCCAUGACAUUGCCAUACCGGACCUGGACGAUUAUUUCAUGGAUCCUGUAAUUCAAUUCUCAAAAGCCAGCAAAGGUGUAAAAUUAUCACCAGAGAAUGAUCCGGCAGAAGAGUUCAGGUCCAAAGUCACAUGCAGGAGGACUAAAAGCAGGAGCUCCAGGAAAACGUUUGUCACUUUGCCUCUGCUAUCGCGUGAAAGUGAGAGCAGUCAAUCCAAAUUGGAACAAUUCCACAGUGAAGUGCAAGUUGAAGCAUACAAAGACCAAGAACCACCCGAAGAGUUCCUGUUUUGUGCAGAUGAGGUCACACAUCCAGAGUCUGAACCUGUGGGCUAUAAACCACAGCGCAAACUGAUGACAAAUUCGGAGGGAAGUCCAAAAUCAAGAUGCAGAGGGACAUUUGUUGUCGCAGUGGACCGGGAUAGCUCCUCAUCGGACAGAGCGUCACCUGAAGUUGGUACGGGUUGUCUUGAGGGUCGCGGUGAUGCCUCACCUCUCUGUGGCGUUGAUGGUCCUGAAGGAAACAAAGAAUUACAUUUACAAGUGUUUGACUUGCAUUCUGACAUCAGUGAAAAGGAUGACACCUUUGAACAUUUAUAUGAUUCAAAACCCAGCGGGCCAAAGUCCUGGAUGGAUCAGAAUCCGAAACAGUACAGAAGGACGUCCAAGCUGCAGACGCCCACAGAAACCAGAAAUCCAAGGGGAACAUUUGUCGUCUACAGGCAGAAAACUCAAGACAAUGUUCCACUAAACAACACAAGGACGUCUAAUGUGUCACACAGUCACACAGUGGACACCAGUGAUGAGGCGGUUCAUCAGAGUCUGGAGACCUGCUGACAGAUGAGAUGCCACCGUGGCUGGGCGUAGAUGUCAGCAUUGCGGACACCGAGGUGGGCUCUUUACUCGCUAGUCCCAGGAGGGAGACAUCAGGCAGGGCGCCAGUGAUUGAGGAGUCGUCUGCUGCGCUCACAACAACUGAAGCCUCUCCAGCAGGAAGAGUCUUAACAUCACUGACCAACAUCCUUACAACCCCAGACGGUGAAAACGGAGGGAGAACCAGGAGACGGAAAUGUGUCGUCAGUUAUAAGGAGCCGACCCUCAACAGCAAAAUGAGGCGCGGAGAUAAAUUCACCGACAGCGAGUUUCUGAGUUCUCCGGUGUUUAAGGACAAGAAGAAGAAAAGGCCGAAACCGAAGAAGAGCAUUCCAAAGCUGGAAAGAGUUGUUUUGGUGGACUGAUUAUUAUUAAUAGCUUUUUUUUUUAACUGGUUUUAUUUUAAGUUGAUGGUUUUCUUAAUAAGCUUAAUAAAGAUCUUUUAAGUCAAA